GAUGAUCACAAUAACGAGCUGAAGUUCUUUGGGGGCCCAUGAGGAUGGGAUGGGAUGCAAAAGGAGGAGGAGGAGGAUGAAGGAUCUGCCGCUAGAAUGAGAGAACAUGAACAGCUCAUCGGCCUGGAUCACACCGCCGCCCAUUACAUAUCCUCCCUCGGAGGAUAUGUAAUAAGGAAUACCAAUCAAUCAAUCAAGGCAGAAGAAGAAGAAGGAGAAGAAGGAGAAGGAGAGAGAGACGAGGACUCACAUUACAGGGCCCGGGGACGCCGACAAGACAACCCUCAAAUAUGUCUCUCAUCAUCAUCUUUAUACCACCACACUGGGCAGACGCUCGGCAAUCGAAUCAUCAUGAUCUCAAAAACUCGACAUUUGUUUCGCUUUCGUUCGUUCGAAUUCGGUCGGACUGAUAUUGUGAUGAAGGAUGAAGUGAAAGAGAAGCUGUGUUCCCGCAAGCGCAAGCUGAUCCAUGGCGAUCAUCAUCUGGAUCUGGACAUGCUCUGGAAUAUGUGCGGACAUCGCAUUGUUUCAAAAAGAAUAGGAAAUUAGACCCGGCGCGCCAUCAGUACAUAGUUGAUUUCCAAGUCCAAAUUAGUGAAGAAGAUCAAAAUCAAGAAUCUUUGGACAAGAGUCUCCAUUCAAUCAUCAUCAUCCUG
Puccinia graminis f. sp. tritici CRL 75-36-700-3 is the source of this 656-nucleotide messenger RNA. RefSeq lists its product as uncharacterized. Bases 55 to 549 code for a protein of 164 amino acids. The record is from RefSeq and is a predicted model, not a curated record. The transcript is spliced from 4 exons. NCBI's taxonomy places the organism in Eukaryota, Fungi, Basidiomycota, Pucciniomycetes, Pucciniales, Pucciniaceae.